AUGCAACCAACAGAACAAUCGGGGCAUGGGGACCUCAGUUCCCUGGAGGAUGCCAUUCCCCGUCUGAAGCUAGACGUGAACCAGUACAAGGACCUCUAUCCAGAAGUACCUUUCUGGCAGCCUAUACCAACAAAAGAACAGUCAGAGCAGCCGAGCCUCAGUCCUUUGGAAGAUGCCAUGGGUUACCUGAGGCUGAACUGGCCGAACCCAUACGGAGAGCUCUAUCUAGAAAUAGCUCUUCUGGAAGCCCUAAAAGAAGCGCGUCUGGAUGUCGUUGAGGAACUCUUAGAAAAGGCCGUCAACGCGCAUUCUCGGGGCGGUGACGAGCAAACAUCACUUUCACACUCGACCGAGCUCGGGUUUCAGCAGAUAGUAGCAAGCCUAUUGCGUCAGGGUGCUUCUAUGGACAAACAGGAUGAGAAGGGACAGACGCUGCUUUGCCGAGCCUCUCUUGGACGAAACAUUAAAAUAAUGUCGCUUCUGCUUGAUAACGGUUCAGAUGUGGAAUUGGCAGACGAUGAAGGAUGGACUCCUCUGAUGGUCGCGGCUGAACGGGGCCACGACGAAGCUGUGGCUCUGCUGCUGAAGCACGGAGCAGACCCAAAUGCGAGGGACAACGAAGAAUUUACGCCGCUUUUGCACGCGGCUAUGACUGGAUACCGAGACAUCGUAGAACGCCUUCUCGAUGCCGGCGCGGACCCCAACGCGCAAGACGAGACGCAAUGCUUAACCGCGAUGAGUUGGGCGGCGGAGAGUGGCCAUGACGAUGUUGUGAAGCUACUGCUUGAGCGAGGGGCAGAUCCUAACAUGGAUGAUCGCGUGCUUCUAUGUGCGCUCAGCGGGUGUGAGCCCGAUAAUUUUGAGGAUAACGAUAGAUUACUGGAAAUGCUCGUCAAGAACGGCGCGGACGUCUUUAUGGAUCAGUGGUCGGAUGAGCGACCUCUUGUCAUCGCUGCCAGGCAAGGUCGUUGUCGUACUGUCGACAUGUUUCUGGAGGCGAGCUACUCGUCCAGGAGUGUUCGACAAAAGCAUAUUUGGGAUGCCAUUACGGUCGCUGCGGAGGAAGGUCAUGAAACCAUUCUGGUGAGCUUGAUGAAGCAUUAUGAGAUGAACGAGACCGAGAAGCAGAUCAAAUGGGAAUGGGUGCAGAAGUCUCAGUUUGGUGACGCGUUUGAGCUAUUGAGACCUUACUUUGAGCCUGACGCGACAAGGGACAAUGGUGGCAAUUAG
Messenger RNA from Fusarium proliferatum ET1, 1230 nucleotides. RefSeq lists its product as uncharacterized. NCBI's taxonomy places the organism in Eukaryota, Fungi, Ascomycota, Sordariomycetes, Hypocreales, Nectriaceae. The transcript has a single exon. The record is from RefSeq and is a predicted model, not a curated record. The coding region runs from base 1 to 1230 and encodes 409 amino acids. Gene Ontology annotation, molecular function: protein binding.